GUAAUGACACCGCAUGUGACUCGGACUGCAAGACCAAGUACGCCAAGAAUACGGAAUACAAGGGAGUCGCAGGACACUGCAAGAAAAAAGCGUGCGCCUGUACGCACAUUGUCCUUUGCACACCAGACAAGUGCACAGCUUCAUGUAACGCCAAGCAUGCUGGAAUGCAUAACCUUCAAGCGAAGUGUGACGGAUACGUCUGUCGAUGCACAUGGGCAGUGUUGUGCACCCCAUCAGUCUGUAAAAGGCUUUGCGAUGCGCAGUAUAAGAAGAAAAAGAACCUGCAGUCCUCGUGCAAGGAAUACUCGUGCAUCUGCUCGUGGACAAAAGGUUCUUAGGUGGAGGUAUCAGCAAAUGACCAACAAAAAGCACUGCACCUAUGUUACUUCGGUGCCUUCAAUUCUAGAGAGAUGACUAUUCAGUGCACUAUUUGCAAUAAAUUAUGUGUUACAGCAAGAA
Molecule: messenger RNA, 459 nt
Organism: Rhipicephalus microplus (southern cattle tick)
Lineage: Eukaryota; Metazoa; Arthropoda; Arachnida; Ixodida; Ixodidae
Source: RefSeq, a predicted model, not a curated record